Molecule: messenger RNA, 3787 nt
Organism: Galeopterus variegatus (Sunda flying lemur)
Lineage: Eukaryota; Metazoa; Chordata; Mammalia; Dermoptera; Cynocephalidae
Gene: HACD4
Product: protein tyrosine phosphatase-like A domain containing 2
Exons: 5
Coding region: 1-573 (190 amino acids)
Biological process (GO): sphingolipid biosynthetic process; fatty acid elongation; very long-chain fatty acid biosynthetic process
Cellular component (GO): endoplasmic reticulum membrane
Molecular function (GO): 3-hydroxyacyl-CoA dehydratase activity
Source: RefSeq, a predicted model, not a curated record
AUGGGACCUAUAAUCAGUAGCAGGUGGGACCAGUUUACCAUCAGCAGGUUCAGUGAGGACAAUCUCAUGUACAGACAUCUGAGCAACAAAACUCCUCACCAAGGGGCUACCAAGGAAGUAAAUGACAACUCAGGGGGUGUACAGCUUACAGAGAGAAUAAUCAUCCUUUUUGUGGUGAUCACCAGUCAAGAGGAAGUCCAAGAGAAAUAUGUGGUGUGUGUUUUAUUCAUCUUUUGGAAUCUAUUGGAUCUGGUUAGGUACACUUAUAGCAUGUUAUCAGUCACAGGAAUAUCCUAUGCUGUCUUGACAUGGCUCAGUCAAACACUAUGGAUGCUGAUUUAUCCUCUCUGUGUUCUAGCUGAAGCAUUUGCCAUCUAUCAGUCGCUGCCCUAUUUUGAAUCAUUUGGCACUUACUCCACCAAGCUACCCUUUGACUUAUCCAUCUAUUUCCCAUAUGUGCUGAAAAUAUAUCUCAUGAUGCUCUUUAUAGGUAUGUAUUUUACGUACAGUCAUCUUUACUCAGAAAGAAGAGAUGUCCUCAGAGUCUUUCCCAUUAAAAAGAAGAAAAUGUAAAGCACAGCAUUCUGAUGUGGCAUGCAAAAAGGCGGGUGGAUUCAGCUGCAAUAAAUACAAAACAGGAAGUAUGCUGGUGGAAAAAUACCUAGUAUUUGACAAAAAUCCACGACACGAAAUAAUUGCACAGGUCCCCAAACUCUAGACAUAUCAUCACAGUUUAUAUUCCUCACACACUGUAUUUUCAGAACAUAUACUUUGCAUACACUGUUUCACCAAAGCUAUGGAUUUUAAACAAGUUACAUUUAUAUUGUGUAAUGGCUGAUUAUUUUCCUGUAAGGUUAAUGAGAAAUAGAUUAACUGGAGUAGAUUUAAUUAAAUUGAGAAAUCAAACUUGAUGAUCUAAAUUACAUGUAUUCUUUUUCAUUUCUGAGUUCUCAAAUAGCAUUAGAUACAUAGGAGGGGACCAAUGUAAAAUAUGCUCUGCAGUUGUCUAGAAUAACAUAUUUUACAGAUAGUGUCAUUUUCUGUCCCCAAAGCUAAUAAUUCAAUACCCUCCUUAAACAUUAGAUACAUUUAAAAAAUUAAACAUCUUUCCAAGCCUUAUGUCUGAACGUGGACUGCUAUAACAAAACACCAUAAACUGGGUGGCUUAAACAACAAACUUAUUUCUAAUAGUUCUGGAGGCUGGGAAGUCCAAGAUCAAGGUGUCAGUUGAUUCAGUUCCUGGAGAGGGCCCUCUUCCUGAUUUGCAGAUGGAUGCCUUCUUGCUGUAUCCUCAGAUGACAGAGAGACCAAUUCUUUCAUGUCUCUUCUUACAAGAGUACUAAUCCCAUUCAUGAGGGCUCCCCCCUCAUGACCUAAUUACUUCCCAGAGGCCCCACCUCCAAAUAUAGUCACAUUGGGGAAACAUAAAGAUUCCCUCUGUAGCAUUCUGCACCUAGCCCCUCAAAAUUCAUGUCCUUGUCACAUGUAAAAUACAUUCAUUCCAUCCCAACAGCCUCAAAAGUCUUAACUCAUUCCCACAUCAACUCUGAAGUCUAAAGUCUUAUCUAAAUAUCAUCUAAAUCAGAUGUGGGUAAGGUACAAUUCAUGCUGAGGCAAAAUUCCCUUCCAGCUAUGAACUUGUGAAACCAAACAAUUUAUCAGCUUCAUAAAUACAGUGGUAAAACAGGCACAGGGGAGACAUUCCCAUUCCAAAAGGGAGAAAUGACAGAAGGAAGGGGUAAUGGAUCCCCAACAAGUCCAAAACCUAGUGAGGCAAACUCCCAUGAGAUCUUAAGGCUCAGGAAUAAUCCUCUUUGGUUUGAUUCUCUGUCUUCAGGACCCACUGGGGCAGAGGUCUUGCCCCCAGGACUCUGCUGGGGAAGGACAAGCACCCCAACUUCAGACUGUCCUGCCCCCAUGGCUCUAUGUAGAGUCUGUCUGGCCUUGUUGAAACCAAGGCAAUGGCUGCCCCUUUUAAAACUAAGGGGUUAGCCCUGAACUAUGAAUCAUCUUCGGAGUCAUUCUUCCCUUGUCUUGAAGAAUUGUGUACACUCACAGCUGAAUAGCUCUGUGGCCCUGUCCUGUAAAAUCCAAGAAGUCUAACAGCCUUCCUUCAUUCUGACCCUUCUCCAUCCCUUCAGUUCAACCUAGCAGUGUUCCUGCUGGGAUGGCUGAUAAGGUCUGUGGUUCACACACACACAUUAAUCACACACGAAUCUCCUUGUUGAAUGGUCAGUCCACCCACAAACUUAGUGCGAACACAUUUUCUCAUUUUUUGUAAUGUGGACAGGCUGAGAAUUUUCCAAACUUUUAAGUUCUGCUUCCUUUUUGGUUAACAAUUCUGUCUUUGAUUUAUUUCUUUUUUCUCACAUUUUACUCUAAGCAGUCAUGAGGAACCAAAUUACUCCUUCAAUACUUUGCUUAGAAAUCUCCUCAGCUAAAUAUCCAAUUUCAUUGCUCACAAGUUUCACCUUCCACAAAACACUAGAACAUGAACACAAUUCAGCCAAGAUCACUGCCACUUUAUAACAAAAUGACCUUUCCUUCAGUUUAAAAUAAAAUUUCCUCAUUUCCAUCUGAGACCUCAUCAGAAUGGUCUUUACCAUCCAUUCUGUUCAUGAUUGUUUAUGCUAAGAAGAUGGAGGCUUUCUUUCCAGCUUCUCUUCUUCUGCCUUCAUCAAUCCCUUCAUGACAAUAUUGUUGUUUUUCUAGCAUGAACCUCAAAAUUCUUCUAGCUUCUAACCAUUACUUAAUUUCAAAGCUGCUCCCACAUUUUUAUGUAUUGGUUAUAUAAGCACUUCACUUCUUGGUCCCAACUGCUAUCUUAGCUUGGACUUCUAUAACAAAAUACCAUAAACUUGGUGGCUUAGAAAACAGAAAUAUAUUUCUCACAGUUCUGGAGGCUGAGAAGUCCAAGACCGAGGUACCAGCCAAUUCAGCUCCUGGUGAGGUUCCAAGGUGCUGGCUGAUUCUUCUUUGUGGUUUGUAGAUAGAUGCCUUCUUGCUGUAUCCUUACAUGGUGAAGAGAAAUGUAAUCUCUUCUAUGUCUGUUAUUGUAAGGGCAUUAAUCCCAUUUGUGAGGUCUCCACUUUCAUGACUUAAUUACUUUCCAAAGGCCCCACCUCCAAAUACUAUCAUACUGGGGAUUAGGUCUUCAACAUAUUAAUUUGGGGGGAGGGGGGUACAAACAUUCAGUGCAUAGCAAUAUCACAUAAGGUUAUUUGGGCUUUGAUGCCCAAAAGGGGACCCUAAUGAAAACAAAAUACACAAAUAAUGCCCCAUACUAUACUACUUUUUAAUUUUAAAAAUCAGGACACAUACAUACCUUAUAGGGAGACAAAAGGUACAAAAAAUACAAUAAAUACUUUAAAGGGAGGCAAAACAAUUAAGAACUAGUGGUAUUUUGGAUUAUUUAUUACUGAAUUAUUACUAGCUACUACAAUGAAAGUCACAUAUGUCAUCACAUAUAGUUUUGAAAAAUGUUUUCCUUGAAGAUCUAAAGAAUGUGUGAAGAAUUGCCUAAGAAUAAUUUGUUCACCAUCAAUGUAUCCUUCAAUUUGGGAGGAAAGAAUUGUAGAGAUCUUAUCCAGUAACUAUAUAAAAAGGGUAUUGAAUAUAUUGUGAUAUAAGAACCAGGUAAUAAAAAUGUAAUUUUAAAAAAAUGGGUAUCAUUUCUACUAAAUAAAACAUUUGAAAAGAAACAAUUGAGUAUUAAUAAAGAUACUUUGUAUCUUUAUAAAUAUAUUUGAAAUUUAAAAAUAAUUAAAAUUAUCCUUUUAAAAAGCUA